UUCUGGAAUGAUUGACAGCUAAACCUCUAGACGUACAGACAACAUAAUUUACUAAUAAUCAGUUAUUAUAAAGUAGGUCAAUUGAUUUUGAUGUACGGGGAUAGCGAGUGCACGAUUCUGAAGUUGAGAAGUGAACUUUCACCCUCCGUUUGAGAGCCGCUGAAAUAAUUCCUCUACGAUCUCUCGAUUCUCACGGUCGAGGGUCGGCGCUCCGCUCGCGGGACCCCGGGAUAUUGUGUUUAACUUACCUGGAUUUUUUUUCACCUGAGUUUUAUCUACCCAGUACACCUGUCAUUUUCAGUGUAUGCUCGUACAGUGAAACACAGCCUGAUAAAAUGACGGAAAAUAAUAACACUAAGGACCCGGAUACAGGAUUAACGGAAGCGGAAGUGUGUGCUGUUGAGGACAGUUGGAGCAUGCUCUACCGGAAAGAACACAGGAAAGAAAAUGGCGUCAAACUUUUCGUUUCGUUGUUCACAUUAUAUCCAUCAGCAUUGGAGAUGUUUCCACAGUUCAGGGGCAGUUCUCUGGAGAAAAUAGCUCAACACCCCAAACUCCCGGCACAUGGCAUGUCCGUUAUGUAUGCCUUGGCCUCGUAUGUCGACAACCUGCACGACUCUGAACUUCUGGUAGAACUGGUGAAGAAGACGGCGGUCAGCCACAUUGGCCGAGGGGUGGGAUCCAGGGAAUUUAAAUGGUUAAAGGAGGUAGUACCGUCUUGGCUGGAGACAGUUUUAGAAGAUGAGUGCACACCCCUCAUGAAAACGUCCUGGGUCAAGCUUCUAAAUAUCGUAGUAGCAGUUGUUAGCGGCGAGGAGCAGAAUAUGAAAUCGUAAUAAGCCAUUAUAAGGUGUGCUAUUACUUAAAAGGGUACCAAUGUGAGGAAUAAGAUGGCUAUUUAUAGUACAGGGAUAUCAGGGAUCCUGAGCCUCAGCAAAUGUAAAAACUUGUCACGUGUUCGAAUAGAUUUGCUAGGAGAUAAGUGUUUUAUUAAUAGCAUGUUUGGAAAGAAACGCCAAGAGUCCCAUAAAGUGUUCAUCUUUAAUUAAGUUAUCAUACAUGUUUAUCAUAAAGGUUCUUUUUUCAUGUAAUGUGUUUCUUGAUAGGCUAGUUUAAACCAAAAAUUGUCUGUGCAUCAGCUUAAAUGUAAUAUAUAUUUAUAAAAAAUUAGAAAUAUGAAAAAGAGAAAAUGAUAUAAAGUAAAUGUAAUCACUUGAAAACAAUAGCGAUGUGUUAAUCCGAAAAAAAAAAUAUCAAACAAAUAUCAAUUGUGGGUAGUUAAUAUACAUGUAUUACAGUUAAGGUGUUUUCAUUAUUACAGUAGCUAGGCUGCCUUAAAUGAAAUACAUGUAUUUAAAAUAUAUAUUUUCUGUAUUUUGUAUGUACCAAAAUAUACAUGUACAAUUUAAAUAGAUUUUAGAUUUUUUGUACAUUGUUAAUACGUGUAUUUUAUGCUUUCAUGAAUGCAAUAUAUCAGCAAAUCCAGUACAUUAUACACUGUAAAUAAAACCAGUUAAUGCCAAAAAUAAUGAUUUCACUAAGAUUUUUCAUAAGCAUUUUCUGUGGAUGAUUGUUAUUUAUUUCUUCCGUUUGACAUCUUGUACAAGUGUAAAUAUAUCCAUUGUGGUUGUACUUUUAUUGUUUGUAUUUGUUGAUGGAUACGCGAUUUCAGGGAAUCCAUUAAAUUCAUAAUAAAACCUAUAUCAAUCACAA
Molecule: messenger RNA, 1713 nt
Organism: Saccostrea cuccullata (small rock oyster)
Lineage: Eukaryota; Metazoa; Mollusca; Bivalvia; Ostreida; Ostreidae
Product: globin-like
Exons: 4
Coding region: 336-836 (166 amino acids)
Biological process (GO): oxygen transport
Cellular component (GO): hemoglobin complex; extracellular region
Molecular function (GO): oxygen binding; heme binding
Source: RefSeq, a predicted model, not a curated record